GGAGGGAUGGAAGGAGAGCCUCCAUGGGCGCCACCGCCAUUGAUCGCAAUCCCGAUGAGUACAUCGAGCAAGCGCUUCUCCGGGUUUCGAUCCCUGAGUAGCAGGCUAAAGGAAGAUCUGGGCGCCGUCGUCGAUGCCUCUCCAAAGAUCGAGGAAGAGCACAAGAAGGAAAAUUCCGGCGAUCUCGAAGAAGGAGAGCUGCCGUGCGACGUUGGAGACAAUCGCGACGAGCCAGGUACUGUGGUAGUGCUAGAAGCAGCGGCCGAGAAGACAAUCAUUCCGCCGGAACAGCCACUAGGUCUCAUCGCGAAGGCAGGCUAUCAUUCUUUCACUGCAGAGCAUCUGGAUCGGCAAAAGUCUGUAGAAGAGAUGGAGCUCAUGGAUCGAAAGGAAGCUUUGCUAGCAAAAGUGGAAGAAGAAGCACACAACAAAAAGAGGAAAAAGGAUGAUCCGGAAGAGCAGGGACAGGAAAAGAAGAAGAAAAAGAGAGGUCUUUCCGACGAAGGCAAGAAAAGGAAGAAGGCCCGAGGGAAGAUCAAGCGUGCCGAGAAGGAACGAGCAAUGGGGGUGGCGAGGCGGCGGCCAGUCUACACGCAAGUCGAGAGGCCUCCAAAGCCGCGGCUGUUGUGCAGAUACUUCAUGAAGGGGCGGUGCUCCAAAGGCAAGAGCUGUACGUUCUCUCACGAGGAAGUCCCCGACACGAAGCUCUACCUCUGCAAGUACUUCCUCACGCGCUGCUGCCUCAAGGGUGACGAAUGCCCAUUCUCUCACGACACGGCCAAGUUCCCGUGCAAGUUUUUCAUCUCCCUGGGCUUUUGCAAGGAUGGCGAGAGGUGUAAGUUCUCUCACGCGUCGGUCAGCAAGGAGGAGCGCGAGAAGAUCAUACAGCGGUUGGAGAUCGAGAAGAAGCAAAAGCUGGAAAGUGCUGGUGGUGGUGAUGGUGGCGACGAGGAAAUGGUCGAAGAACAAGCCAAGAACUCGAGCAGCAGUCCCGACUACUAUGAUCCGGACUGGGAGGAUUACUCCGCGACGCCGAUGGACGAGGACAACUUCCUCUCCCGAGCCGCGAGGCAGGCAGCGCUGGAGCACAUUGAUCGGGAGGACGAGGCGAGCUACGAUCCAGCUCCUGGAGAGUGGUGGAAGAACAAUCGCUAUAGCGCGUCGCCACCCAGAGAGGAUAGUUUCUUAGCGAGGCAGGCAGCGGCACUCCAGGAAAAUGGGAGAGAGGAUGAAAGAACCAAGAUCAUCAGCUCUCCGGAUCCAGGACAAGACAAUCCCAGCAGCUCCACUGCUCCAGCAGUCUUGGCCGACGACGGAGAAGACGAUCUUCUCGUCAAAAUCGCGAGACAAGCAGCAAUCGAGCAGUGUAACAGUAUGGUUUCGUUCGCAGCUCCUCCCAGAUCAAGCUGCUCGACGUCCGGCUCAAGCAUCAUGGAUCAACUCCAGCAAUCGGUCCGUGAAUCUGGGAUUGGGAUUUUUUUCUGAUUAAAAAAAGGAGAGCUUUUUUGUUGGA
Messenger RNA from Selaginella moellendorffii, 1513 nucleotides. RefSeq names its product zinc finger CCCH domain-containing protein 15 homolog. The transcript is spliced from 2 exons. The record is from RefSeq and is a predicted model, not a curated record. The coding region runs from base 7 to 1485 and encodes 492 amino acids. Gene Ontology annotation, molecular function: RNA binding; metal ion binding. Gene Ontology annotation, cellular component: nucleus. Gene Ontology annotation, biological process: negative regulation of DNA-templated transcription. NCBI's taxonomy places the organism in Eukaryota, Viridiplantae, Streptophyta, Lycopodiopsida, Selaginellales, Selaginellaceae.